Saccostrea echinata is the source of this 669-nucleotide messenger RNA. RefSeq lists its product as uncharacterized. The transcript is spliced from 3 exons. Lineage: Eukaryota; Metazoa; Mollusca; Bivalvia; Ostreida; Ostreidae. The record is from RefSeq and is a predicted model, not a curated record. The coding region runs from base 1 to 606 and encodes 201 amino acids.
AUGGCGGUCAGUAUGGAACGAAGUUGUAACAACUCGCGUUCUAGCGACGAUAGUAUCGAUUUAGAUUUGUCUGCUGGCUCGUCAACUUUCGAGGAUAUAGACAGGGAUGUUCAGUUUGGUACCCAGCCAUAUUUAUUUGAGCCAGAGGUCGAUAUCGACGAGGAGGCGAACGCUGGAGAUAGCCCUGUGAGAAGCCCAUCGGACAAUACAGACCGCUUGGGAAACAACGAUUGGUGCACAUGUGGACACUGUCCCCCAAUGCCUACAGUAACCGAAUCAGUAUGCUGCAAAGAAAUCCCACAGGUGGUAUCCGUACUCGAAGAGGACCCAGAGAAAAUUUGUAUUAUUGAACAUCAUGGAUUCCAACCUGUUUGUAUCCACCCAUCUGUCCUGCGUACAGCUUAUUUUGCAUACAGACAACAAUACGAGGAGCUGCCAGAGACAAAUGGGCGAAUGCGAUAUAUAGGUUACAGACAAUUAGCUCGGUGGUGCUGGGGAUGGCUCGGGAAACAAGUGCGGGUCCCAUUACCAGCGUGUGCUGUUCACAAGAUCAGAACCACCUAUCCCGAGGAAAAUGGUCAGUACCGAGGAUUUAGUUUCGUCUGAACCUUGUUAGAAGCUGGCCUACAGCAACAUCCUUCUCUGGGUGGACGUACUGGUGACACAAAG